Molecule: messenger RNA, 156 nt
Organism: Miscanthus lutarioriparius
Lineage: Eukaryota; Viridiplantae; Streptophyta; Magnoliopsida; Poales; Poaceae
Source: the annotation of a GenBank genome assembly
AUGGCGCCGGAAAAUACUGAAGACGCUGUUGCUGAAGAAGGGGAGCCGAUGACUGAAGAAACUGAACAUGGGAACAUUCAGGCGGGAAGGCGUGCUGGGCCUCCAAGACAGACGAAGGCGAACGUUAGACUAGCUGGGCCGGAGUGGGCUAAGUAG